AUGCAGCACUCUUUCAUCGUAAACAUCACCAUCAAAAUGACCUUGGAAACCGCGGGCGCAUUAUCCAGUCUCAAGACUGCCAUUGAAGAUGGAUCUAUGCCCAGCUGGGAGGAGCAGCGAGGCCAUGUGCAGCAGCUGAUCAAAGAGAUCUGCGAGUCGUACGACCCCAUCAAAGAUGGCAUGGUUGUAAAUGCCGUGACAGGCCACCAGGAGGAUGCUCAGGAACAAAUCCACCGAAUAGUGGGGCUCUUAGACGCACCGCAAUUCAAGAGCAGUCCACCCUUCACUCUGAAGCGCAUGGCCGAACUAUUGACCGAGCCGUUCAAGUAUUACCCUCAGAACCACCUCGCCAAGUUUCUGCGAGCUCUGGAGCGGGUAAUGUUGGUGUCUUCGUCCAUUGACGACUACGGCCAAGUGAGUGUGGACAUUCACGAUGUGCCGACGGUGGAGGACGGCGAGAAGAUCAAACCGGAUACGGGAAUUGUGCUGACGCCGAUCCCGUGGAUUUCUGAGGGGGAUACAACCAAGCUUGAAAAGGGAGGAGAGGAGACCGACGCCGUUACCGCCGACGAACAGGACGAUGGGGUUAAGCCAGUACAGAAGGAGCAGCAGGAAGAGGGUAAGCAGCAGGAGGGCAAGAAGGAAGACAAAGAGGAAGAGGAGACCAAGGAGAUAUCAGAGGUACCAGCAGAGAAUGUUUCUCACGAAGCUUCUAAUGUGUCCGUGGAGAUGGCAGAUGUGUCUGGAGAUAGCAUUUCCGAGUCGAUGACGACCCACGACGUUUCUGUGGAAAUGACGGAUGCGGAUUUGUCGGCGGAAAUGGCCACUCACGAUGUACCAGAUGAGGUUGCUCAGGAGAUCAGACAGGUUAAGAGUGAGGAGACCCAGGGAGAUUUGCUCACCACGGUAGUUGCUGACGUGACCAACAUAAACCAUAAGCAUGGAGAGAGGAGAGAGGUGGAAGCCGAUACUGCAGAGGAGGAGAAGAAGGAGCCCACGGAGCCCACACAGACUACAGAGAAGGAAGCCCCCGAGAAGGAGUCAACCUCAGAGAAGGAAACAACAAAGAAGGAACCAACAGACAAGGAGCCAACCGAGCCAACGGCACAAAAUGGAACCACAACCGAAACCGAAGAAGAUAGAGAGGCAAAACGACUAAAGACGGAGUAA
This is a messenger RNA of Yarrowia lipolytica CLIB122, 1170 nucleotides long. RefSeq lists its product as uncharacterized. The record is from RefSeq and is a predicted model, not a curated record. Lineage: Eukaryota; Fungi; Ascomycota; Dipodascomycetes; Dipodascales. Gene Ontology annotation, molecular function: protein phosphatase regulator activity. Gene Ontology annotation, cellular component: nucleus; protein phosphatase 4 complex; cytoplasm.